UUGCACACUCGGCCACGACCACACACGCAGACACGCACACACACGUCAGCUGUCUUUCUUGUCUUUGCUGUCGUCAUCUGUCUCGUCAAAGCCUGCACGCCACGCACAGAGAGACAGACAGACCCAUGAAAGUGAGGGAGGGCCCAUCAUAUGCCAUGCCGCCUGGUUGCGUGAAGGUCCGUGGGCACCUCACCUCCAGUUCUCUGUCUGAAUCUGCAUCCUGCCGUGCAGACCUCCAGGCACUUGACAGACGAACCCCUGUCGCCCUGCACACCACACACGCCCCACCCACACACACGCAAUCACACAGUCAGACCUUUCCGCCACAUGAUCAUGGCUCUCUGCCCUCCGUCAGACUGUCUGCUAUGCUCGAUAACCGACCGGAGACCUGUCGAGGAACUUUAUGUUGAAUGCCUUGGAGUCCUCCUUGAUGUCUUGCUUGUAGCACAGCUCCUCACACCCGCUCACACACUCCUCGCUGCACACACACACACACACACACACACAUGCAGCCACCCGCACCGAAUCAAGAGAGAGAGAGGGUCUCUCGCUCUCCAUGCAUCCAAUCAGCUAGCUCACAAUGUGCUGGAGUCGUCAUCGCCACACGCCUUCUUGCAGUAAGUCCUGUACGUCCACGCCUGCAGGCAAUCAAACAAGUAAUGACAUCAGACGCCGGCCAUAUCCAUGGGGCCAGUGUGUUCCGUGGCGCUGGCAACACAGUGGUCCCUCCCACACCCUCCCCCAUGUUGAAUGAAGUCUCACCCCACCCACCAUGCGGAAGUCGCCGGUGCUCUUGACCGAUGUGAUGUCGUUGCACAUGCCGAAACACGAGGUGUGGUCGACAGAGAGAUCCGACAGGGCAGUCUUGACGCAGCUCUUCACCUUCUCUAUCAAAUCCAUUGGGGAGUUCGCAAUGGCGGCGAG
Vitrella brassicaformis is the source of this 924-nucleotide messenger RNA. The record is from the annotation of a GenBank genome assembly. NCBI's taxonomy places the organism in Eukaryota, Vitrellaceae.